Molecule: messenger RNA, 1006 nt
Organism: Oenanthe melanoleuca
Lineage: Eukaryota; Metazoa; Chordata; Aves; Passeriformes; Muscicapidae
Gene: NUDCD2
Product: NudC domain containing 2
Exons: 4
Coding region: 214-687 (157 amino acids)
Biological process (GO): protein folding
Cellular component (GO): cytoplasm
Source: RefSeq, a predicted model, not a curated record
GGCGGCGCGCGUGCGCGGGGCGGGCGCUCCGGGAGGAGCGGGGCGGGGAGCCAGGCCGGAACCGCGGAGCGGUGCGGGACUCACUGUGCGCGGAACACCCUAUCUCUGCGCGGAACACCCUGUGCGCGGAACACCCUAUCUGUGCGCGGGAGUCACUCACUCACUCUCUCUGUGCGGCUCGGUGCGGGCCGCGGAGCGCUGCCGGCCGGCCCCAUGUCGGCUCCGUUCGAGGAGCGCAGCGGGGUGGUGCCCUGCGGGACGCCCUGGGGCCGCUGGUACCAGACGCUGGAGGAGGUGUUCAUCGAGGUGCGCGUCCCGCCGGGCACCCGCGCCAAGGACGUGCGCUGCAGCCUGCGGAGCCGGCACAUCUCCCUGGCCGUGAGCGGGCAGGAGCUGCUGCAGGGUAAACUUUUUGACUCUACAGUAACUGAUGAAGGAACGUGGACCUUAGAAGACAGGCAGAUGAUACGAAUUGUUCUAAUGAAGACAAAUAGAGACGCUGGAAAUUGUUGGACAUCUCUGUUAGAAAAUGAAUAUGCUGCUGAUCCUUGGGUGCAGGACCAGAUGCAAAGGAAACUUACACUGGAGCGCUUCCAAAGAGAAAACCCUGGGUUUGACUUCAGUGGGGCAGAAAUUUCUGGAAACUACAGCAAAGGAGGACCAGACUUUUCUAGUCUUGAAAACUGAACUUUUUAUAUAUGAUCCUUCAGACAAAUUAUAUGUUACAGUUAAAGACUGGAAUCAUGUACCUGUUGAAGACUUCAGUGAUCUCUUCAAUGGAUUGUUGUCAAAAGUAAUUACUUCAGUGAAGAGAAAGAUCUUUUCCAGCAGAAUGAAGAUAAAAUAUUACCAGCUGAUUUAUAAGCUGUGAUACUAAGGCACAGACUAUAGAGAAAGGUGUACAUAAAAACGUAAUGUCUUUAAGCAGAACAUUUGGUUUGGGUUUUUUUUUUUUUAAGAAACACCAUAGUAAACAAAUCAGUAAUAAAUCUACUGCUUAUCUUAA